CUCACUGGAGCCCAGGUGCGCGCGGCCGGCGUCCGUGGCGGUUGAUAUCCGGGAGUKGGUGAAGCGCGUUUCGAGGCAAUUAUUUCCAUUCAGAGAAGGAAACCAGUGCCUGGCAUUCUCAUCACCUCUACCUGCCAUGAUCAAGUGCUUGUCAGUUGAAGUACAAGCCAAAUUGCGUUCUGGUUUGGCCAUAAGCUCUUUAGGCCAAUGUGUUGAGGAACUUGUCCUCAACAGUAUUGAUGCUGAAGCAAAAUGUGUGGCCAUCAGGGUGAAUAUGGAAACCUUCCAAGUUCAAGUGAUAGACAAUGGAUUUGGGAUGGGGAGUGAUGAUGUGGACAAGGUGGGAAAUCGUUAUUUCACUAGUAAAUGCAACUCGGUAGAGGACUUGGAGAACCCAAGGUUUUAUGGUUUCCGAGGGGAGGCCUUGGCAAGCAUAGCUGACAUGGCCAGUGCUGUGGAAAUUUCAUCCAAGAAAAACAGGACAAUGAAAACUUUUGUGAAAUUGUUUCAGAAUGGAAAAGCCCUAAAAGCUUGUGAAGCUGAUUUGACUAGACCAAGUGCGGGGACAACCAUAACGGUUCAUAACCUAUUUUACCAGUUACCCGUGAGGAGGAAAUGCAUGGAUCCUAGACUGGAGUUUGAGAAAGUCAGACAGAGGGUAGAAGCUCUCUCACUCAUGCACCCUUCUGUUUCUUUCUCUUUGAGAAAUGAUGUUUCUGGUUCUAUGAUUCUUCAACUCCCUAAAAGCAAAGACAUAUGCUCCCGGUUUUGUCAAAUUUAUGGUUUAGGCAAGUCCCAAAAGUUAAGAGAAAUACAUUUUAAAUACAAAGAGUUUGAGUUUAGUGGCUAUAUCAGCUCUGAAGCACAUUACAAUAAGAAUAUGCAGUUCUUGUUUGUGAACAGAAGACUGGUUUUAAGGACAAAGUUGCAUAAACUUAUCGACUUUUUAUUAAGAAAAGAAAGUACUAUAUGUAAGCCAAAAAAUGGCUCUGCCAGUAGGCAGAUGAAUUCAAGUCCUCGGCAUCGGUCUACCCCAGAACUCCACGGGAUAUAUAUCAUCAACGUGCAGUGCCAGUUCUGUGAGUAUGACGUGUGCAUGGAGCCAGCAAAAACUCUGAUUGAGUUUCAGAAUUGGGAUACUCUCUUGGUUUGCAUUCAGGAAGGUGUGAAAAUGUUUUUAAAGCAAGAAAAAUUAUUUGUGGAAUUAUCAGGUGAGGACAUUAAAGAAUUCAGUGAAGAUAGUGAUUUUAAUUUAUUUGGUGCUACUCUUCAGAAACAUGUGUCCUUAGAUGAGAAGCAUGACCAGGGCGGUUUCCAGGAAGCGUGUAAUAAUAUUUUGGAUUCUUAUGAAAUGUUUAAUUUGCAGUCAAAAGCUGUGAAAAGAAAGGCUACUAUAGAAAAUAUAAACACACAGAAUUCUGGGGAUUCAGAAGCUAUCAGAAGAAAGACAAAUGGCUCAUUUUUGUACACUUAUGAAUCAGAUGGCCCCAGUCAUAGUAAUAUGACAGAGUUAUCAUUAUACAACAAAGACAGCUGUUGCUUAGAAUCAAGAAUGUUAGAACAAGAGACAGUUGAAAUAUCAGAAUCAAGAGAAAGUGAGAAACAUAAAAAAUCUUGCUUGGAACAUAACUCUUUAGAAAGUCCAUAUGGAAUCAAUUCAGAAAUGUUUUCAAGCCCUUUUCAGAUACAACAUCACUUUGAGGAGAGUGGGGUAGAUUUAGAAGUACAGAAAGAAAGUACAACUGCUAGUGGCAUGGCUGCCAACAUCUUGAAAAACAAAAGAAUUCAGAAUCAACUUGAGAGAUUUGAAGAUGCUACUGAAAUGGGAUGCCAGUCUCUGCCUUUUGAGACAGGAUUAUUGAGCAUACAUAGUGCUCAGAGAGAAAAAGAGCCCAGUGAUUGUGGAAGAAUAAAURUUUUUAGGUAUGGACAAGUAAAAUUGUGUUCCACUGGCUUUAUAACUCAUGUCCUUCAAAAUGAGCAAACUAAAUCAACUGAAGCAGAACAUUCAUUUAAAAAUUAUGUAUGGCCUGGUCCUGCAAGUGCCCAAGAAACAUUUGAAAGUAGAACAUGUCAUUCAUUUGAGCCUCCAGACAUCAAAGGUUUAACCAGCACUCUAAGUAAAGAAUCUGCUCAACUGCUGAGCAAAAAUUUUUGCAGACAAAAUACAAGUUAUGGGCUAGAGAACAAACCUAUAGCAAAAUGCAAAAAUGUUACUGUUUUUCAGGAAGGUGAUAAAGAAUCACACACAGGUUGCUUAUUGCCCGAUAUAUCCUCUUCUUUCCCUUGGUGUAGACAAGUUUCAAAUGGUAUUAAGAAAACAGAUAAAUUGAUUGGUUCCUCCAAACCUGUAGGCCCAAAGAAGCUAAGCUUGACUUCACAACUAGGAUCUUUAGAGAAGUUUAAAAGACACUAUGGAAAAAUUAAAAAUCCUGUAGAUACAGAAGUGGAAGAAAAUAAUAUUGAAGUUAUUACCAAUCUUGGUCUUCAAGUCAAACCUGACACUCCACUGAAAGAUAAGAACCACUUAGAAAAUUCUGACAUCUGUAAAAUCACUACUAUAAAUUGUAUCAACUCAAAUGGUAGUUGUCAACCAGUAAGUCACAUCCUGUGCUCAGAGAAGUUUCCACUUUCCAAAGAAGAUUGUUUGGAACAACAGAUGCCUUAUUUGGAAGAAAGUCCUAUAACUCUAAUGGAGUUAUCUCACUUGAACAAAAAACCUUUGGAUGUUGAGAAGUCACCUGAAUCACUGGCCUCUAAAUUAUCCAGACUGAAGAGCUCUGAAAAAGAGGCUCAAACUAUGGAGAUUAGGAGUCAUUUUAUUGAACUUCCAAAUUCAGAUUCCAGCAGGGAAGACAGUAACUUGUACAGUGGGUUAAACCUAGAUUUUUGUGAGUUGUUUAAAAAUGAACCUGAAAAAACAGACAGCAGCAUCCUCCCAAGGUCAGAUACUGUCAUUGAGGUUAUUGAGGAUAAUUCCCUCAAUGAAAACAGUGAACUGCAUUCAAGCAACAACAAAAUGGAGAACACUGCAAAACCAGACACUCCUCUGGAGUUACCCUGUAGUGAUUCUAAAAUUAUCGCUCAAGAUUCAGAUGUUCUCAUCAGAGCUUCAGAGCAACAGAUAGGAAGUUCUGAUUCUCCCAGUGGAAUUUUAAUGAAUCAGAUAGAAGAUACCAUAGCCAACCAAAAUGGAAUUUGUUCCUGGAGUGAGAAGUCUAAAGGAAAAGCUUGUUCUGAAAACGAAGGGUCAAACACAUGUUCUUUGGAUUGGCAGCAGCAUUUUGAUGAAGCCCUGGGAAGAAUGGUUUAUAUUAACAAAGUCACUGGACUUAGCACAUUCAUUGCUCCUGCUAAGGACAUUCAGACUGCUUGUACUAAAGACCUGACAACUGUAGCUGUGGAUGUCAUACUUGGGAAUGGGUCUCAGUACAGAUGUCAUCCUUUUAGAAGCGACCUUGUUCUUCCUUUCCUUCCAAGAGCUCGGGAAGAGAGGACUGUGCUGAGGCAGAAUAACAGAGAUGCUGUGGAUGAUGCUGUUGGUAGUGAAUCCCUUCAGUCUUUGUUUUCAGAAUGGGACAAUCCAGUGUUUGCCCGUUACCCAGAGGUUGCUGUUGAUGUAAGCAGUGGCCAAGCUGAGAGCUUAGCAGUUAAAAUUCACAACAUCUUAUAUCCCUAUCGUUUCACCAAAGAAAUGAUUCAUUCAAUGCAGGUUCUUCAGCAAGUGGAUAACAAGUUUAUUGCCUGUUUAAUGAGCACUAAGACUGAAGAGAAUGGCAAAGCAGGUGGAAACCUGCUAAUCUUGGUGGACCAGCACGCUGCCCAUGAGCGCAUCCGUUUGGAGCAGCUUAUUACCAAUUCCUAUGAGAAGCAACAACCACAUGGCUGUGGUCGAAAAAAAUUACUAUCUUCCACUAUAAUUCCUCCACUAGAGAUAACAGUGACAGAGGCACAAAGGAGACUCCUAUGGUAUUACCACAAAAAUCUGGAAGAUCUGGGCCUUGAAUUUAUCUUUCCAGACACUAGUAAUUCUCUGGUCCUUGUGGGAAAAGUACCACUCUGUUUUGUGGAAAGAGAAGCCAAUGAACUUCGAAGAGGAAGAUCUACUGUGACCAAGAGUAUUGUGGAGGAAUUUGUUCAAGAACAAGUGGAGCUACUCCAGGCCACAGGAAGCAUCCAGGGGACUUUGCCACUGACCGUCCAGAAGGUGUUGGCUUCCCAAGCCUGCCAUGGGGCCAUCAAAUUUAAUGACAGCCUGAGCCUAGAAGAGAGCUAUCGGCUUAUUGAAGCUCUGUCAUGGUGCCAGCUGCCAUUCCAGUGUGCUCACGGGAGACCUUCUAUGCUGCCACUAGCUGACCUAGACCACUUGGAGCAGGAGAAACAGGUUAAACCCAAUCUUGCUAAUCUUCGGAAAAGGGCUGAGGCGUGGCGUCUCUUUGGAAAAGCAAAAGGCUGUGAUGCAAGGCAAAGCCUGCAGUCUGUGUCUUCUUGUGAGCCCCCUUGAGAAUGGACCUUUGGAUCCAUGAGGAACCCAAGGGCUUAAAGGAUGCUAACUGCCUCUGAGCAGAGAGCAUGAGCCGUAGUUAGCAGUGCAGCCGUGGCUGAGUCCCCCUGGUGCCUGGAGAGGACCCUCACAUCAGUCCUGUGGUGCAGGUGGGCCCUCUGGCUGAAGAGUCAGAUGGAAUCAAGCCUAAAAACAGUUCAUUGAUUUGCAUCCAGGCACAGUACUGUUUGUAACUUACUUAAGUGAUGAAAUUUAAUGAUUAAUUAUUUGACUGGUGAGUUAGCUUGUGUUUGAGAGGUAUGGUUUUUCUUUUUGUGUAAUUUAUUUUCAGUCUCCAAAUAUGCAUUUWUGAAAUUGAGCUGAUGCUAAACCCCUACAGCUAGUCCUACUUGGCCUUCCUCCACUGCCCCCUGGUUUCUCCGUUAGUCCCUCCUUUCCUUCAGUCUUCACUUCCCUUCGCUGCUUUUUAAUAUUCUAAAUCAGAGAUUUACAGUUUCUCUACUCUCAGUAAAUCCCUUCCUGAAGUCAUCCAUCAGAACUAUAGUCAAGGGCUGGGGAUGUAGCUCAGGGGAAGGUGCUUGCUUAGCAUGUGUAAGGCCCUA
This is a messenger RNA of Urocitellus parryii (Arctic ground squirrel), 5106 nucleotides long. The record is from RefSeq and is a predicted model, not a curated record. Lineage: Eukaryota; Metazoa; Chordata; Mammalia; Rodentia; Sciuridae.